Gordionus sp. m RMFG-2023 is the source of this 405-nucleotide messenger RNA. RefSeq lists its product as uncharacterized. The coding region runs from base 1 to 405 and encodes 134 amino acids. NCBI's taxonomy places the organism in Eukaryota, Metazoa, Nematomorpha, Gordioida, Chordodea, Parachordodidae. The transcript has 4 exons. The record is from RefSeq and is a predicted model, not a curated record.
AUGCGUAUGAAAAAAAUCUUAUUAAAAUUAAAAAUUAAAAAAGAAACGAAUUUUAUCAAGAAUCUAAUUACACCAGAUGAAAAGUUGAUGAUUACCCUGAGAUACCUAGCAACUGUUAAUUCAUAUGUCACCAUGUCAUAUUCUCAUAAACUAGGGAUAUCAACUAUAAAGCUUAUAAUAGGAGAAACAACAAAAGCUUUAUGGGAUAUUAUGCAACCCAUCAAUAUGAAGGUCCCAACAUUGGAGAUGUUUGAGGAAGUUGCUAAGGGCUUUGAUGAAAUGUGGAACUUCCCAAACUGUAUGGUGCCAUUGAUAGGAAACACUAAAACAAAAAAGCCUCCACAUUCUGCAACCCAAUUUUUUAAAUACAAGCAUGGAUUCUCAAUGAUCCUUCAAGCAUGUUGA